AUGAAAACCGGCCCCAUAGAUAAUUGGACAUGUGCUACCCAAGAUUUAGGGUUCCCUACGCAGCAGACCCAGGUGCUGGCCGCAGCCUUACAGAUUCAGAAUGAACUACAGGAGGGGCAACCCCCAAGCUCGUUAACAGAAGGGGGCAAGACCCCAAUGUACAUUGGAGCUUUCCCAUUGUCAGGGGGAUUCGACCAAAGACAACCAUUCAAGACAAUGCAAGGUCCUCAGCUUCAGAGAGUAAUCGGGUAUUUCCAUGGAACAGUAUUUUUAUUCAGUAUCAUAAUCGGUGCGGGGAUAUUUAUUUCUCCUAAAGGAGUUUUGAAAUACUCCUCCCUCAACGUGGGGGUCUCCCUCAGUAUCUGGGCCGCCUCUGCCGUCGUGUCGAUGAUGGCAGCUCUCUGUCACGCCGAGCUGGGCACGACCUUUCCAAGAAGCGGAGCACAGUAUUUUUUCCUCAAACGCUCUCUGGGCCCUCUGAUUGCUUUUUUUAACGUCUGGAUUAUCCUCUUUAGUGCCCCAGCAGAAAACGCUGCCUUUGGCUUAUUGCUCGCAGGGUAUAUUAUACAGCCUUUCUACCCGGGAUGUUCCGUUCCUGCACUGCCCAAGAAAUGUCUGGCUUUAGCCAUUCUGUGUUGUUUGGGGAUCCUGAAUGCCCGAGGAGUGCGAGGGAUCACUUGGUUUCAGACUGUCACGACAGCCGUGAAAAUGAUGGUUCUCUGCUGCAUCUCUCUAACUGGAAUCGUGCUGUUGGUGAGGGGGAGGAAAGAGUACCUGGCCAGGUUUGAGAAAGCUUUUGAGGGUGAAAUUCCGGACACCUCGCAGAUUGCAGAGGCCUUCCUCCAAGGAUUAUAUGCAUACGGGGGCUGGGGAGUCCUUGUGCAAAUAGCAGGAGAUCUAAAAGAGCCUAGUAAGAAUAUUCCCAAGUGUGUGAUCACUGCACUUACCUUUGUGAUGCUCCUCUACAUAUUAGUUAAUGUUUCUUACUUGGCAGUCCUGACUCCAAAUGAAAUCAUAUCCUCAGAAGCUGUUGCUGUCACCUGGGUCGAUAGAGUAAUCCCAUCCAUGCAAUGGGUCAUUUCAAUUGGUGUUUCUUCUUCAAUAUUUAGUUCCCUUAGUUGUAAUAUAUUUUCAACAACAAGGUUAUUUUAUGUUGCAAGCCAGGAGGGUCAACUACCUUUGAUUUUUUCAUCCCUCAAUAUUCACGCCUGUCCAAUCGCAGCUGUGAUUCAGCUGCUCAUCUUUUCCUGCUGUAUUGUUUUUACUUCAGACUUAAUCGUUUUGGUGAACUAUGUGGGAUUCGCAAGCUGGAUUCAACUUGGGCUGAUGAUGGUAGGUUUACUUAAGCUGAGAUUCAAGGAGCCCAACCUCAACAGACCUUAUAAGGUGCGGUUGCCUUUUAUAUUUGGAACAAUAGCUGUAUCUUUGUUCUUAGUUUUGACACCAGUCAUCAGGUCUCCUCAGAUGCAUUAUAUCUAUUUCUUCCUUUCUCUGGAGCCUGCCUCCCUGCCUCUAAUCUGUUGCUCCCUCUGGUGUCUGAAUGCUGAGCCUCAGCCCAGGACGCAGGAGGCACUUCUCAGGACCCUUGCUCCUUCCUCAAAUUCUGUGCCUUCUUUCAAUGCUGAAGAGCUGGGCUGGCCACAGCGAGCCACUUGGAUGAUGGUUACUGGGUAG
Molecule: messenger RNA, 1674 nt
Organism: Sorex araneus (European shrew)
Lineage: Eukaryota; Metazoa; Chordata; Mammalia; Eulipotyphla; Soricidae
Gene: SLC7A13
Product: solute carrier family 7 member 13
Exons: 6
Coding region: 1-1674 (557 amino acids)
Biological process (GO): amino acid transmembrane transport
Cellular component (GO): membrane
Molecular function (GO): L-amino acid transmembrane transporter activity
Source: RefSeq, a predicted model, not a curated record